UAAAAAACAGGAUCUCAUAGUGACAGCCAAACUGAUAGUCACCGGCCCACGAGCGCUUGGAAUAGACAGCUUAAAACAGUGCGGUUUAAGGCAAGACAAAAUCCAGGGCGUUGCAAACGGGCGGGCAGUUAGCUAGUUACCUACGAAGACUAAAUUAAAAAAACAAAUCAGAGCAGGCGGCGCCAUGAAACAUCAUGCUGUCAGUCGCAGAAUUUAAUAAUAAUAAAAAAACAACUCCCAAAAAAAUAUAAUUGAGAAAUCGAGGAAGCGCUAACGUUGUACCACACAAAUACACGACAAGAAAAAGUCUAAACGUUACUAUAAGCUUUCCUUGAAUUCAAUCCGUACAAGUGUUUGUUCAAAGCUUGUCUUUCGGAUUUCCAUAAUAUCUUUAUCCACGCCAACAGCUGUCUCUCAUGUCUCAACCGCUUUUCCUUUUCCCCCAUUUUAGCCACAAUCACCGUUUCUUUACUUUUUUUUUUUCUUCCUUCCAUAUCCGUUUGAAAAGAAAAAAGAAAUCCCCAAUCGCACUCUUCCUAUCUUUUUGUUUGUUUUUUUUUUUGUUUUCUGAAAGAGAAUUUGUGUUUGAGAAACAAAAUGGUAUUGGAGAAGCUGGGUUUGGUGUAAAGAAAUGAGGGGGUUGCGAGAUAAGGCAUUUGGGGUUAUGAAUUGUAAACGCGGUUCAUUGCCUCGAAACCACGUCGCUGUUGCCGUGCUCGAAUGCCGAUUCCGUUCGCGGUCGGCAUUCGAUUCUUUCUCCAUUGCCUCUGAAGCCUUCUCUGAGCAGCAUCAGCAACAACAAGAACGCCGUCGUUUCCUUCACAUCCUGGUCCUUUUAACGGCCAUUGCUUUGAUUGUUUAGUACCAAUCUCUCUUCACCCUCUGCACACCCCUUUUAAGAAAAAAAAGUGAAAAAAUUUAAAAUUUUGAAAAAAAAAAAGAAAUACAAUUUUUUCCUUUUCUUUUCGGUAGCUAUUUGGUUCUUAUCAGGAAUGAAUUCUGGGUUAGAAUUGGUAAUGCCAGCGAAUGAUGGAAUGUUUUAUACUUCUGAAGCAGAACCCGAUUUCGUAGAAAGAGAUCCUACGGGUCGUUACAUUCGGUCAGAUGAAGUCUUGGGCAAGGGUGCAUUUAAGACAGUUUAUAGGGCAUUUGAUGAAGUUGAUGGAAUAGAAGUUGCCUGGAACCAAGUAAGGAUCGAUGAUGUCUUGCGGUCGCCAGAAGAUUUGGAAAAACUGUAUUCUGAAGUUCAUCUCUUGAGAUCAUUGAAAAAUGAAAACAUCAUCAAGUUGUACAAUUCAUGGGUGGAUGACAAGAAGAAAACUGUUAACAUGAUCACUGAGCUAUUCACGUCUGGGAGUUUAAGGAUAUAUCGAAAGAAGCAUAGAAACGUUGAUAUGAAGGCCUUAAAGAACUGGGCAAGGCAGAUUCUUCGAGGCCUAGUGUAUCUUCACAGUCGUGCCCCCCCUAUUAUUCAUAGGGAUUUAAAGUGUGAUAAUAUUUUUGUUAAUGGGAAUAAUGGAGAAAUUAAAAUUGGUGACCUUGGCUUGGCAAUUGUCAUGCAGCAGCCAACUGCUCGGAGUGUUAUUGGUACCCCUGAAUUUAUGGCUCCAGAGCUCUAUGAGGAGGAAUAUAAUGAACUGAUAGAUGUAUACUCUUUUGGAAUGUGUAUGUUAGAGAUGGUUACUUUCGAGUAUCCAUAUAACGAAUGCAAAAAUCCAGCACAGAUCUAUAAGAAAGUUAUAUCUGGCAUUAAACCUGCUUCCCUGGGUAAGGUGGUUGAUCCACAAAUAAAGGAAUUCAUUGAGAAAUGUCUGGUACCAGCAUCUGAGAGAGCGUCAGCAAAGGAGCUCUUGGAGGAUCCAUUUCUUAAAGUAGAGAACCCAAAGGAACCAAUCCGACUUCCCCUGCAACUACCCAACCCAAGUUCAAAAGCAAUAAACGUAUCUGCGUCAGGGCCUUCUUCCAUGGACAUAGAUACUGACUAUAAGCAGCUUUCUAUAAGCACAUGCACUGGAAGCAAUAGUGAGAGUCCUCAGUGUCCUGUUUUGGAGUUCCAGAGGAUGCAUAAGAACAAUGAAUUCAGGUUGAGAGGGAAAAAGGAUGAUGAUAACUCAGUUUCAUUGACCUUGCGAAUUGCUGAUUCUUGCGGUAGAGUCAGAAACAUACAUUUUCUCUUUUACCUUGAUAGCGAUACGGCACUCUCAGUUGCAGCUGAGAUGGUUGAACAACUAGAGUUAACAGACCAUGAUGUUGCCUUCAUAGCUGAGUUUAUCGAUUACUUGAUAAUGAAACUUCUACCUGGUUGGAAGCCCUCCUCUGAUUAUCCAUUGAGUGGAACUGCAGGUCCAUGUGGUGAGUUUUCAGUUUUUGGAAGCUGCAAAACCUCAAUACCCUGCCCGCCGGAUGCAUUUCCAGCAUGUGAUCCUAUAGCGGUGGUUGCGAAAGAAAGUGUCUCUGCACUAAAUACAAGCCUCCAAGGAGGUGUCAUACAAGCCCGAGAUGGUUUCAAUAAUGAGUAUCUUUCUUCUUUAGAAGAUCAAGAGUCACAAGCAUCAGUCAUUUCCGAUAUACUGGUUGAGGUGAUUUCUACUAAGAAUGCUAAGUCGUCUGAGGCUGCUGACUCAAAAAUAAAAGGAAUCUGUAAAGAUUUAGGUGGAUAUAUAUCUGAGCAAGACCUUCAGGAUACUUGUUAUGAUGAAUGCAACUCAAGAAGAAAUGAUAGCAGUACAGAAGAGUGCAUACCAGUUAAUGAAUUUGUGAAGACUUCAGGGUUCUCUUUCACCGAUUUAGUUAUGAGUUUGCCAAGUAGCUGCUCAUCCCAGUAUACAGUGGACAAAGAUCUAGAUGUUGAACUAAAAUUGGAGCUUGAUGCAGUUGAGGCACAGUAUCAACAUUGGUUUCAAGAGCUUUCCAGGAUGAGAGAGGAAGCAUUGGAGGCUAUUAAAAAGAGAUGGAUGGCAAAGAAAAAGUUGGCUGUUCAGUGAAAAGGAACAUGAACAAUUUUCUUCUUACUAUUCUGUUUUCAUUGUUGUUUAUCUUGUCGUUUUUCCCCCUUUAAGAAUUGUGAUGUCAUCAACUUAAACCUCUUGCAUUGGAUGCGGCUCUUUUUUGACAGUCGUGAUCCUUCUUGAUCAAAAUUUAUGUUUAUUUAGUGAUAAUUAUAGCAACAAGUUAUUUUGCUUGUUGAGAUGCCAUGGGUUUGUCACCCCAGUGUUGUUUCUAGUUAAUCGUAUGGGAUUUUGACCCUCCAUUGUACCAAAAAAAAA
Molecule: messenger RNA, 3266 nt
Organism: Durio zibethinus
Lineage: Eukaryota; Viridiplantae; Streptophyta; Magnoliopsida; Malvales; Malvaceae
Product: serine/threonine-protein kinase WNK8-like
Biological process (GO): protein phosphorylation
Molecular function (GO): protein kinase activity; ATP binding
Source: RefSeq, a predicted model, not a curated record